Styela clava is the source of this 861-nucleotide messenger RNA. NCBI's taxonomy places the organism in Eukaryota, Metazoa, Chordata, Ascidiacea, Stolidobranchia, Styelidae. The record is from RefSeq and is a predicted model, not a curated record.
AGAUGCAUCUCUAUUGCACUAACCGAGACCAGCAUUCCGUCAGAACCGGUUACAGAAUUAAACAAGGAAAAGCCGGACCUGCAGGGCCUCCUGGUGUCGUGAAUUACAAAAUCGUAAAUGAAACUAUAAAAGAACAUUUCAAUGAUAUUUCCGGACAGAUACAAGCAAAGAUGACUCAAAUUGGUCCGAUUGUUGAGAAGUCUAGCGAAGACAUAGAGGAUUUGAAAGCAGUAAUGCAGCAAAUCCGCGAGCAGCUUGGGAGACUUAGAACAUUAAAUAUACACCAAAUUGUAGACAUCAGCACUUGGUAUAAAGCACGUAACAACUAUUACUACAAACUAUUUGACGACCAGGCCACUUACGCAGAGGCGAAGGCGAAUUGCACGAUACUCGGAGGCCAACUGGCAUCGGCGGGAAUUCGAGAUGAAGAUAUUCGCAGAGAAAUCCUACCCUUGGUCAAAUCUGGAGAAUUCCAAACUUGGAUUGGUUUGAACGACAUUCAAGAGGAAAACACGUUUAUCUGGGAAGAUGGUGUUACGGCAACUGCAGGUUCUAUUCCAUGGCAUGAUGGUCAACCUAACAGCUUAGGCGGUAAUCAAGAUUGCGUUGAAAUGCAGCCUAGCUUUGGCUGGGAGCUGAACGAUCAAAAUUGUACAAUCAAACGAAAAUAUUUAUGUGAGAUUGAACCAUGAUUUCACAUUUACAUAAAGCCAAAGACUUAUAAUGCCUGAAUCAUAAUAAUCAACAUUAGCGAUAUCUAACCAAGAUCGGUGAUUUUCAGGGAAAUGAUGGUAAAACAUUUUGUUAUGGACUUCGUGUCCAUAUAUUUGAGCAUAGCUAUCUUGUUAGCUAUAAAGAGCA